Molecule: messenger RNA, 585 nt
Organism: Olea europaea var. sylvestris
Lineage: Eukaryota; Viridiplantae; Streptophyta; Magnoliopsida; Lamiales; Oleaceae
Exons: 1
Coding region: 1-585 (194 amino acids)
Source: RefSeq, a predicted model, not a curated record
AUGGUAUUGGCAUUAAAGAUUUGCAGGCACUACCUAUAUGGUGAGAAAUGUCAAAUAUUUACCGAACAUAAAAGUCUAAAGUAUAUCUUUGAUCAGAAGGAACUAAAUCUAAGACAGAGAAGAUGGUUGGAAUUGACAAAGGAUUAUGAUUGUCAGAUUGACUACCAUCUGGGGAAAGCUAACGUAGUUGCAGAUGCUCUCAGUAGAAAGACUAGUUCUUCAUCUCCAUCUAGUGCAGUAUAUACUUCUUUGAUUUGUGAGUUCAAGAAGUUACACACUCAGUUGUCAGUGACUACUUCAGGGGCAUUAUUAGCUCAUUUUCAGGUAAGACCUUCUUUGAUUGAUAAGGUUAGAGAAGCUCAAUCUGAAGACUUGACAUUGAGAACUUUGAAAGCAGAAGUUAGUGUUGGGUUACGAAUGGAUUAUGUUAUUAGGAAUGAUGGUGCAUUGGCUAUGGGUAAUAGAUUAUGUGUUCCAGAUAUUUCAGAAUUGAAAAAGGAAAUUUUAGAAGAGGCACAUAGUUCUGCUUAUGCUAUGCAUCCAGGCAGUAGUAAAAUGUAUCAUACAUUGAAAGAUCAUUACUAG